Syngnathoides biaculeatus (alligator pipefish) is the source of this 1620-nucleotide messenger RNA. RefSeq names its product transmembrane protein 276b (gene tmem276b). The record is from RefSeq and is a predicted model, not a curated record. Gene Ontology annotation, cellular component: membrane. The transcript has 4 exons. The coding region runs from base 62 to 949 and encodes 295 amino acids. Lineage: Eukaryota; Metazoa; Chordata; Actinopteri; Syngnathiformes; Syngnathidae.
GGAGGCUGUGACGGCCACCGGAGGAAGCUUCUCGCCUAGCUGUCUCCGUCGAGCGGGGAAGAUGGCCGCUAUGAAAAUGUUAACCAGCGGAGGGCUCUUCCUGGCGCUGUGCGCGCUGGGGCUUCUCGCUAUGGCCAUUUGCACCGACUACUGGUACGAGACGGACGCGAGGAGGCACCGCGAGAGGUGUAAAAACUACGCCAACAAGCGCAACGACCCGGGCUACAUCUACAUCUCCAAUCACAACCUCCCCCUCCGUAUGCCUCCCAAGAGGAGAGGAGGCGGCCCGGAGGCUGCUCCUCUCUCGAGGGGCAAGCGACACUUUGUGGCCGCAGCCUCCGGGAUGGAGAGUCACUGCAGUCGACAGUUCAACUCCACGGUGUCCGGCCUUUGGAGGAAAUGCCACCGAGAGGGAUUCGACCUUGAAACCGAGGAGCAGAUUUACAAAGGAAUAAUACAAAGAUGUACUCCAGUAAACUACCACUACACUUCGUCGAGCCUUCCACGAAAUGUACCCAUCAACAUUACAAAGACCAUACGACAGGAUGAAUGGCAUGCUCUUCAUCUAAGAAGAAUGACGGCUGGCUUCGUUGGCAUGGCUGUCUCCAUAAUUCUUUUUGGCUGGAUAAUUGGAGUGCUGGGAUGCUACCAACAGCAUGACCUCAUGCAAUAUGUGGCCGGCCUACUUUUUCUCAUGGGAGGAACAUGCUGCAUCAUCUCCUUGUGCACAUGUGUGGCCGGAAUCAACUUUGAGUUAUCCCGCUACCCUCGCUACAUGUACAGCCUUCCCGAGGACAUUAGCCACGGCUAUGGCUGGUCCAUGUUUUGUGCCUGGGGCGGCCUCGGCCUUACUUUGCUGGCUGGGUUCCUCUGCACCUUGGCCCCCUCCCUGAGCACGCCGGUCCGCACGACGCCUCACAAGCCGCGCCAUGAGAAUGGAACCGUGUGACAGCGCCGGGCCACUAACCCAUUGAGCGCACAAACUGAACCCUUCAAAACUUUGAUGUUGAAAUUGACAACCAUUUUUGUCUGCUCACCUUCUCACCACACCCUCAAUAUUGCCAACCCUCUCAGUGUUCAUAGUGCCUGAGUUGUGAGAACACACAUUCUGGAACAAAGAACUAACAGACUUGUAACACAAUUUCUUGAACCCCUCCAAAAUGAACUCCGGGGACACCAAGAGUGCAACCUAACGUCUGAGAGGCGCUUUGGCUCUCGUUACACAAUGUUUUUUUUUUUUUUUUUUUUUUUUUUUAGGAUCCUCUCUUUUUGACAUGCUGAUUUUAUGGCAAUCUGAAGGUGACUGUUUUCCAAUGGUGCUCUCCUGAAUCCAUUUGCUACACACAGUCCGACAGGCACGUUCAAACCCAUGCAGCUUUUCCACGUUGUCAGCUGUUGAAUCAUGAGGAAAACCAUCCAAAUGCAGAAAAUCACAUACUGUAAAUUGAGGCUAGAACAUCCCCGUCAGCCCUGCUCUUUUUUGAAUAAAGUGAUGUGCGCUGUUAUUGUUGGGGGGGGGAGCGAAAUCUGGCAAUGAGUGCUCAUUGCUUCCUGUUAAUGUAGCACAAUGAUAUCAAACCUUGGCCCUGACCGUGGCCGAUGUCUGCGUUCUUUGCUGGA